AAAAACUUACACUUUACCCAUAUCAACCGGAAAAUCCUAUGUCAACUCUUGAAUCCGUACCAACCCCUAAACCCGGAUCAGCUCAUGAACCCGCAAUUCCCAGUAGAUCAUUAUAAUUAUCAAAUAUCGAAGAAAAUCCAUACGCUCAUCAUGCUGGUAUGAUUGUUGGUGGGCAUGAGACUAUCAUCGAGAAACAUCCAUGGCAAGUUGCUCUAUUGUUUCGUUCCAAGCACAGCUGUGGUGGUUCAAUAAUCAGUGAAACGUUUGUGUUGAGCGCUGCUCAUUGUUUUGUCAGUUCUCGUUCUUUGAGCGAUUACCAAUUGCGCGUUGGUUCAUCAUAUCAUGCGAAAGGCGGUGAAAUUGUCAAAAUAAAACGUGUUUUUAUACAUAAAAAGUAUGACACGGAGAGCUACGAUUACGAUUUUGCUCUCAUUUUUCUGGCCAAAUCAUUGAAAUUUGGGAACAAAAUUCGUCCAAUCGCAUUGAUACGUUCCAAUCAAAAAAUAUGGGAUGGGACUAAAUCUAUUGUUACCGGAUGGGGAUUAACAAAAAAUCCAUUUGCGCCGAAUGAUAAACUUCGAAAAGCUUCUGUACCGAUAGUCAGUCAAGAACUUUGUAAAAAGGUAUAUGCUGGUGGUAUAACUGAUCGAAUGAUAUGUGCUGGCCACCUACAUGGUGGCAUCGAUGCUUGCGAUUAA
Molecule: messenger RNA, 698 nt
Organism: Contarinia nasturtii (swede midge)
Lineage: Eukaryota; Metazoa; Arthropoda; Insecta; Diptera; Cecidomyiidae
Product: trypsin-1-like
Exons: 3
Coding region: 159-698 (179 amino acids)
Biological process (GO): proteolysis
Molecular function (GO): serine-type endopeptidase activity
Source: RefSeq, a predicted model, not a curated record